Drosophila ananassae is the source of this 767-nucleotide messenger RNA. RefSeq lists its product as uncharacterized. Lineage: Eukaryota; Metazoa; Arthropoda; Insecta; Diptera; Drosophilidae. The transcript has a single exon. Bases 146 to 514 code for a protein of 122 amino acids. The record is from RefSeq and is a predicted model, not a curated record.
UUUAUUAAAAUGUUAAUUCAUUUGUCAGGCGCUGACAGGCUUGACAAAUCGUCCAGGAAUAGAGCUGCUUUCCUCGAAAACACACGUGCUUUGCAAUCACUGUGGGUUUCGACACUAAAAUAUUACAGCUCCUUACAAAAAAAUAAUGUCUGACCAGGAGAAGGAUGGUAGGGAUUUGGUUUCCGACGAGACGGGCUCUGGCACCACGGAUAGUCCAGAGGAUGGGAGUGAUGUCAUGCCCCUCACUGUCAUACCCUCUAUUCUGCGAUCCCCCCAGUCCAAGACUGUGAUGUCCGGCGCUCCCUCGAUAACCCUCACCAUUCCCGAUUCCAAUCACUCUAUACCCAACGAAUCCGCCGAGGAGCGACUCCGGCGUAGACUGCGCUUCCUGGAACUGAGGCGGGAGCACUACAAUCAUAUGUUCAACCACACCGAGGUCUGCCACAUGGCGUCCUCCGACGAUCCGGAAGAUGUCGAGACAAGGCGAGCGCACCGCGACGAGGAUUCCAUGUAAACAGGACUGAUAUUCAAGGAGCGGGGACAACCAACAGCACUCGACAGUCGUUUAGCAAAGGCACAGGAUUCUGGUGUUCCAUAUAUUUGCAUAAUAAUUUACUAAAUUAUUUAUCAAAAGUGUGUGUUUUAUUUUAUGAUUAGUACUUUAGAAACCAGUAUCCUAACAGAGAGACAACCAUGACCAGAACCUACUCCUACUCCUACUCCUACUUUAUACUAUUAAUUAAGCUAUUAAUCAUACCUUUUUUUAA